AUGCGCUGCAAGAACGUGACCCCCCAGACAGGCCAGGAAUCUGUGAACUGAACAGACGUGUGAUACUGGAGAAAAAUAACAUAAUUAUAGCAAUUCCGCAAUGCACCAGUGCAACGACAACCGUGACAUCGACUCCUCACAGAUGAACUACCACGACCUCACCUUGGCAUGUUCUGACUUUCAUCUGCAACCUUAUUCCUUAAUGAGUGAAAAUCCAGUCUUCAGCACUGAUGACCUUGUAGAGAACCAGUCGCCAGCGCGCAAGAUGCAACUACUACGGCUGUUCCUAAUCGGCUGCAUCGACAGUGGCAAGGUCAAGGGUCUGCAGUGGCUUGACAAGGAGAAGACGCUCUUCAAGAUUCCCUCAAAACUAGCUGGCCAACACGACUAUGACCCUCAGGAGGACGCUAAGAUAUUCAUGCUGUGGUCGCGUAAUACCGGCAAAUACAAGGAGGGUAUCAUGGAGCCGGAGCCGGCGGUCUGGAAGACACGUCUUCGUACCGCCCUCAACAAACUCCCGGACAUCGAAGAGAUUCGUGAGAAGACCCAGUUCGAUAUCCCCGAACCUUACCGGGUUUACAAGCUCCAUCCCAAGAACAGUUAGUCUCUCUCUCUCUCUCUCUCCCUCUGCCUACCACACAUCCCCUACACUUAGUCUCUCAAGACGUAUAAAUCUACAUCUCUUCCUACAUCAAGAUACAUUUCCCAGGUCACGUUGAGAGCCGUUCGUUUCAAAAUUAUUCCUACUAAUUGAAACGAGUCUAAAGUAUUUGGUCACUUGGUGUCCAAGCUAUGAAGUAAAAGUGAGAAGAAAAACAUAAUGAAAUUAGAUUUGUUGGUUGGUUUUACUUGACUGCUAAGAAAGCAUGUGCAUUGUAAGUUAGCAAUCAGUGCUGUGGAGUUGUAAACAUAAAUUGAUCUAAAAAAAUAUGUCAC
Molecule: messenger RNA, 936 nt
Organism: Strongylocentrotus purpuratus (purple sea urchin)
Lineage: Eukaryota; Metazoa; Echinodermata; Echinoidea; Camarodonta; Strongylocentrotidae
Product: interferon regulatory factor 4-like
Exons: 4
Coding region: 101-604 (167 amino acids)
Biological process (GO): regulation of transcription by RNA polymerase II; immune system process
Cellular component (GO): nucleus
Molecular function (GO): RNA polymerase II cis-regulatory region sequence-specific DNA binding; DNA-binding transcription factor activity, RNA polymerase II-specific
Source: RefSeq, a predicted model, not a curated record